CAGAUAAGCAUUUCAUAGUGACCAUGUAACAGAGGUACUGUCACACGGGCUCCCUAAGAGGCCACUCGCACAGGUCGCCUCUGUCGCUUAGCCACAUGUACAACUUCUUACUUGAGCAAUACAAGGUGGAGUACACACCUUUCCCGGUCUCUGCUAGACUCCCUCGUCCUCCCUGGUAGUUCUCUCGCCAAGGUCACUCUACUGUGCAACGACAAACACUUGUGGGGUCAUCGGCGAGAACCCAUGAGCUUCAGCUUCAGGCGGAUAAUGAGGGAUUUCGCAGACUUUUUCAAUCUGAGAAGAAGCAAAAAAAUUGGAGAAAAGAACAUCCACGAUUCUUUGGGGAGAAACAAGAGGAAGAGAAAGCAACAGCUUCAGCAGCAGCUGCUGCUUCAACAACAGCAACGGCAGCAGCAGGGACAACAACAACAACAAGAACAGCAGCAGGAACAACAGUAUGACCAGCAGCAUUUACAGCAGCAGCAGCAGCAGCAGCAGCAGCAGCAACAAAAACAACAUAACAAAAAUAAUGAAGAAGAGAUUGAUGUAAAUUUAUCCCUGGAAAUAUCAGACGAAUCCAACAGCUCUCACAAUGACGCAGAUGAUUCAGUAUUUUCAGGGGACGAUGAUACAUACUCACUCCAAGGUGGCGAGUCACACGCAGACUCAGAUGACAAGCGCAACGAUGGCGAUGAUGACGGGCUAUCGGGUUGUUUCCACGUAUCCCGAAGGCACUCUAAGACUCUUCCUUCUAUUGUUGUAGAAGAUGAACUACGCUUCAACCCAAGUCGAGGCCCAGUUGGGAGCAGGCACAGGAGCGAGUCUCAUGUUUUGACGAGCCAGACUCGUUCGUCUACUAAUGACUUGUUCACCUCUCAUGAACGAGGUCCAGAAAUCACCUUCGAUGAGACAGCCAAGGACACAAGUGGCGGGAGGGGAUGGAACUACUUUCGGCGCCCCAAGAAGACGACAUUCACUGUCAAAUACACCAAGGUCUAUGGAGAGUCUGAUGGCGCCUACAGAAACGACUCCACUCCUCGGGGCCUGGUCUUUGUGUGCAACUUUUCAAAAUUUAAGAAUGAUUUUUACAGUGACAGAGUGGGAUCAGAGAAAGACUUUGACAACAUGAUUAACCUCUUUCAGCAGUUGGGUUACGAUCCCUUCCAUCGUCGCCGCCGUUACUGCGUGUCAGGUUACAUCACUAAAAAGACGUUCAUGGAGAAACUGGGCCUCUUCGCGAGGGAACUAAAACAUAAAGUGUUGUGUUCAUGUGUGGUGAUUCUGAUGAGUCACGGCACAGGCCCCAAGACUUUCGUCACUUCCGACAAUCAGGAAGUGGAUCUGCUUGAUGUUUACAAGAUAUUCGACAACAUUAACUGCCCCUUCCUGCAGGGCAAGCCAAAGAUAUUCAUUCUACAAUUCUGCCGUAGCCGAGAAAUUACUUCAGGAAGGGAAAAAACACUUCCUGAACAGAUGCAACUUAACAAUGAGCAAAUGGAAAGAAUAGUUAAAGAACAAGUCAGCGAGUUCAUGCGAAAGUAUAUUAGAAAACUUUCUUUCAGUACUUUUGUCGCACAAGGCGUAGACAAAAACCAACUGUUUGUCCAAAUUGAGGAAAAAAGCAGACAAGCGUCGCUGGCUUCCCUGUCUUCGGGCAAGGUAGAUCAGGAGCAGACAGAAGAAGGAAGACAAAUAAGCGGCAGCACUCUUCCCGGUCACUACGAGACCGAUACUAACCGAAUCCUCACCAUGCCUCAGGUAGGCUUCCAGCGGUACUCGGAUAUGUACUCCAUCUUCUCUACAUCCCCAGGAGAACUGUCGCACCGCCAUCCAGAGAAAGGCUCGCUUCUCAUUCAGGCGAUCUGCCACGUGUUUGCUGAGUACGCUUACCAGAACGAGAUCGACACAUUGGUGCGACGCGUCUCCACCUACAUGACCAAGACGCUGCAGAAGGACGACCCCAUCACAGUGCCUCGCCAGACCUGCGAGAGAACCAACAAUGGCCUUGACAAGCUCUUUUACUUCAACCCAUACGAAAUGGUUCAGGAUCGCCAGUUUACAAUUUGAGCAACCCACGCAUUAUGAUAUUUCGAGCAAGGACAAACACAAGAGACACUUUUAUAUAUAUAUAUAUAUAUAUAUAUAUAUAUAUAUAUAUAUAUAUAUAUAUAUAUAUAUAUAUAUAUAUAUAUAUAUAUAUAUAUAAUGAUGAAAAGCGUUGUAUGAAAUAUGUCUCAUCAGAAAUCUCGCCACUAUAUUGUAGUUCACAUGUCACAAGAUAAAUCCUCGAAACUACUGCGUGCGUGGCGCCUCUGCUUCUUAAAGGCGAAGAGAAGAAAUUAAAUGUCCCUCCAGCCAGGCAGACGAAGUGGCGUUGAAUACUACUACUACUACUGCUGCUGCUGCUGCUGGCUGAUUGGCCACUCUACUGCUGCUGCUGGUGACUGACUGGUCACUCUACUGAUGCUGCUGGUGACUGACUGACCAAUCUACUGAUGCUGUUUGUGACUGAUUGGCCACUCUACUGCUGUUGCUACUGCUUACUGGUCAUUCUACUGCUGCUGCUGCUGGUGACUGAUUGGCCUCUAAACUACUGUUGCUGCUGGUGACUGACUGGCCACUCUACUGUUGCUGCUGGUGACUAACUGGCCACUCUACUGUUGCUGCUGGUGACUGACUGGCCAUUCUACUGCUGCUGCUGGUGACUAAUUGGCCACUCUACUGCUGCUGCUGGUGACUGACUGGCCAUUCUACUACUUCUGGUACUGGUGACUGACCGGCCACUCUACUGCAGCUUAGCGACAUGCUGCUUAGCGUUCAACCUUCUGUUGCCUCUACAUAGCCACACUGGAGAUACCCCACUUAAUGGUCAUACUACAAUUUUCUUCCUGAAAACACUGGUGCUAAUGGAUUUUUUUUUUUAUUUAUACCGUGUUGGCUUUUCACGGUAAUUUAUGGGCUAAAGGGGAUCCUUUUUGGGGUAUCUCCUAUCUCAAAGCCCACCCGCUAGGAAACCGUUGCCCCGAGUAAGGAAGCCCAACCUACACUCGGACCGUGAACAGGAUUUGAACCCGUGCGCUUGGAGAUUCCUCGGACCACAAAGCACGCAUGGUUCCACUACCACGGCGGAUAGUUACACCAUUACUGUCCCCUUGGAUGGAACCAAUGGUCCUUCUACUGAUGGUGAAAAUACAGCUCCUCCUGGAUGGCCACACUACAGUUACCCUACCGGAUGGUUGAAAUACAACUGAAUCUGAAUGGCAACACCACAUCUCCACUACUGAAUGACUACACUGCUUGAUACCCACUCUCCUGUUGGUUACCCACCCCAUUGUUCUUUUUACUGUGUGAGGCCAGUUGCAUGAUCACCAUUAUAAAGACAGGCUUCAUUCAUUGAGGAGGAUAACAUGGGAAGGGUGUGACAGACUGGAGGAUGAAACAUUGUUGAGGAGAGCAGAGGAAUGGCGCGCAUGGCUGAAGGAAGUGGGCUGUUCUAUGGGGUAUUGAAAGAUAUCAUUAAGAGUUAGUUUAUUAUGGGGAAUAUACAUCCCCUAAAACCCUUCUAGGGAGCACAUCCCCCUAAAUCCUUCUAGGGAACACUUGCCUUAAACCAUUCUAGGAAACACGUUCUCUACACACACUCCGAGGGAAACACUUCUACGACACACUCUCCUCCCGCAUUCCAAAAACACUGAUAUAAGAAAUAUCUACACUUGAGGAUCGUCGCCGUGGAAAGUAUUGCGUUGGUGGAGGAGAGGGCAGGGCUGUGUUCUGGGGGAGGGAGAGAGAGUACACAGGGACACAAGAGCAUAACGUGAAAAGGCGAGGCGGGAUGGGGCAAAACAGCGGGGAACGCAUGGACGAGCAUUCGAGAUCUCUAGUCCGCAUAUAGUGUGUGGAAAGAGAAAAUAUGGCGCUGAAGCCUGUGGUAGUGGGGCCAUUCAAUAAAUAGCGUUGUACUGCUGUCCGUUACUCGAAGACGAUGAGUUAGUUUAGUUUCCUGCACUUCAUAUCGAACUAAUAAUCAGGUAACAGUUCCGUAGCAAGGAAGAAACACUUGAAGUCCUAAAUUGCUAGCUUUCGACACGGUCUGCUCUGCCUAGUAACUUAAAUCACUCCACUGCGCCUAAUGUUUUCUGGCUAGUCAAAUAAGUACUACACAUAACUUUGACGUCAUGUAGCUGCCAAUUAUUUAGUCAUGACAGUCAAUGAUAUGCAGAUGUGAUGGAUGAGUGAUUAUGAUUUUUACCAAAAAAUUAAGAAAAUAUCAAUCUUAUCUUAAACUCUGUAAAGAUAUCCAGAAUAUAACUAACGAUGUGUUACUAAUAGGAUAAAAUCUUCGAACUGCAAAGAAAUAUAAAUUGAAAGGUUUUGUAAGAAGUUUGGUAUCAGCUCAGAGGAUUAAGAAUGGAGAAAACGAUAUAAUAAGAGUGAGCGUGGAGUGUUAGUGUACUACAAGGACACAGGAAUAUGUGGCAAGUUGGUUUUGAAGUCCCUGUAUAAAACAAUCCCUAUUUCCAUCUAUCUUCCUCAUCCAUAAAUUUGUCUAAUCUUUGAAAGCUCCCUGUAGAUUCAGCACUACCAGCCUGACUACUGAGUCUAUUCCAGCCAUCCAUUAUUCUAUUCUAAAAUCCAGUUUCAGUCCUGCUGUUUCUUUAUUUUUUUAUCUCACAACUGAAGCUAUUUCUUUCGCAUUUAUCCUACUGUUUCUUCCUAACUCGUGCUUAUGUAUCACUUUAUCAACAUUAACACACUCAUUUCUUAUCAUAUUCUAGUAUUUUUUUUCCCAGCCCUCUUUCAGAUCUAACAUUAUCAAACUGGAAUUUAUUUCUUCUUGUCCUGUCCUAUUAAACCUGACCCCACCACAGGCUGCGGCGCCCAUUGCUCUCACCCACACAUAUACAAAUAAAUAUCAUAUAGCCCAGACGUAUAUUUACACAUACACGGGGAGAUAAUAUGUACACACCCACGCACAGACGGAUACGAAUAUAGGGCCGGGGAAAGGCAGGGAGGUAAACUCUGUUGGGUUCGAAGCUCCACGUGAUUGAUUGACUUACGAUGUACAUGGACUGACAAUUAUUAUUUAUUUCAUUACUUUUAUCAUUACUGUUAUUGGUAUCAUCAUUAUUUAGUUUAUUUUUAUUUUUAUAUGUAAAUCUUGAGCAGAACAAAGACUUCGCAACUUUCUAUCACAGCACGCACGUUCUUCCUCACACACACACAGGCACACACACACAUACACACCUACGUCUACUAUAACAUUUAACUAUAUACUUUAAAUGCUCUGAUAGUUUUAUAAAUCUUCACUAUUUAACACCAACAGGAUGAAUGUACAUUAUUGUUAUUAUUAUUAUUACUAUUAUUAUUGUUAUUAUUAUUGAUAUUAUUAAUACCGGGCAGGUGGGUGAGAGGGGCAGCUGAGGACUGGAGGAGGAGGGAGGAGGUGGAGGCGAGGGUUAAGGUGUUUGGGGGAGAGGGAAAGGAGGUGGAAUGUAUUAGAGUAGUUAGUCGUCACCACUUUACAAACGACAAUUCACGUGGUUAAAUACUCGUAUUGUAGUUACGUAGUUUGGAAAAGGGCUGGGAGAGAGGACUGACUGGGUAGGGCGAGGUGGGGCAGGAGGGAGAGAAAUGGAGGCUGGCUAAACUGCCGUUAUCACCACAACCACAAUUACCAUAACUGCCUCCACCAUAGCGACUACCAAUACCACCCCUAUAUACUACCAUCGCCACUGCAGAUACCACCACUUUCAGCACCGGUUUCCCUGUCACGCCUUGUCAGGCAUACUCACGCCCUUUACUGCCUGAUUGCUACGGACUCUUCCUCUUCAGCCUCUCAAGUCCCGUCUCUGCGUCUCCGCCCGCGUGGUGGCCAAGCCGGCGGUGGCGAGGGCGGGAGCUGAUGAGUACCGCAUCUCUCUCUGAAUAUUGUAUCCACCCGGCGGAAUGAUCUUGUUUGCCGUUUCUUACCGAGUCCACUAGUCCUGUGCUCUUCCCGGCAACACAUCACUGUCGCAAUUGGAGCACGACACAUACAUACAUACAUACACACACACACACACACACACACACACACACACACACACACACACACACACUUUUUUUUUUUGGUCUUCAUCAGUGUGGCAGUGAGAGAACUAUGCGGAUCGAGCAACUACAUUGGCUAGUAUUGUCUGCGUUGUUUUUAUUCUUGUAGUUGGAUAUCUCUCUCUCUAUUCUUCUUCUCUUGCCCCUCCCUCGCGCCCUUCCCGCUCGGCUGCCAUUAGGGUGUGAAGGGACGUGGGGGAAGGCGCUGCCCCUCCCAGGUUCCCUCACGUGGCAUGGGGAGCGCCUGUAGUCCGGGCGGCGUGGUGGCGGCUCCUCUGUGAACGCCUCACCAUACGCGACAUUUCCUCUCAGGGUUCAUGGCGCUCCCCAACGGACAGCUGUAGGCUUCACUGAACUCUUCGGAAUUUGACAACGUUCCAAUCACCCUAAGGAGAAAGGUGUCUAUGAGUGGCAAUACAUUUUAGCUUCAGGUACACGUACUACAUACACAAUGCGACAUUCACAUACUUUUUUUCCAUUUGGCAUGAACAUUAAAGCUUUCUUAUAUCUUCACUACACCUUAUGGCUUUCAUCUGUGCUGUGUAAUAUGAUUAAUAAACUGCGUUACAAAGCA
This is a messenger RNA of Portunus trituberculatus (swimming crab), 6661 nucleotides long. RefSeq lists its product as uncharacterized. NCBI's taxonomy places the organism in Eukaryota, Metazoa, Arthropoda, Malacostraca, Decapoda, Portunidae. Bases 244 to 2067 code for a protein of 607 amino acids. The transcript is spliced from 3 exons. Gene Ontology annotation, molecular function: cysteine-type endopeptidase activity. Gene Ontology annotation, biological process: proteolysis. The record is from RefSeq and is a predicted model, not a curated record.